Molecule: messenger RNA, 1214 nt
Organism: Solea solea (common sole)
Lineage: Eukaryota; Metazoa; Chordata; Actinopteri; Pleuronectiformes; Soleidae
Gene: cdkn2
Product: cyclin-dependent kinase inhibitor 2A/B (p15, inhibits CDK4)
Exons: 2
Coding region: 277-651 (124 amino acids)
Biological process (GO): regulation of cyclin-dependent protein serine/threonine kinase activity; negative regulation of cell population proliferation
Cellular component (GO): nucleus
Molecular function (GO): protein kinase binding; cyclin-dependent protein serine/threonine kinase inhibitor activity
Source: RefSeq, a predicted model, not a curated record
CACAGACAGACAAGCCUAGACACACACCGAGCGAGAGCGCGCUGGACAGUCAGGCGAUGAACGAGCCGCUCAUCGACCCGGGAAAACAAUAACAACAACCGAGCCAAACUGAGCAGCCGUGCGUGGACACACGGACUGACACACGGACAGACGGACUGCGGUGGACAAACGUCUCUCUCUGGUGUCUCAGCGCUGUCGCUUCUCUUCCAGUGACAGCAUCACGUCCCCAAGCUACUGUACCUGUCACAAUAAGCUGUCACGGAGGUCACGCGGACGAUGACCGUCGUCGAUGACCUGACAACGGCCGCAGCCACGGGGAGCACCGCGCAUGUGGCGCGUCUCCUGCGGGAAGGAGCCGAGGUUAACGCGGUGAACCGUUUUGGACGAAGCGCCAUACAGGUGAUGAUGAUGGGGAGCACGCCGGUGGCGGAGCUGCUGCUGACGCACGGAGCGGACCCUAACGUCGCGGACACGAGCACCGGCAGGACGCCGCUGCACGACGCGGCCAGCGCGGGCUUCGUGGACACUGUGCGGCUGCUGGUCAAACACCUGGCGGACCCGCAGGUCCGGGACAAGGCAAAGUGUCGACCCGCUGAUUUGGCUCGAGAGAGAGGUCACAAAGAGGUGGUCGCUUUCCUGGAGUCUCUCUAAAGUAAACACUCAGAGGAACUGGGCCUGUGGAGGCCUGCGUGCGGCCUAAAUCACGCAGUCCUAGCGCUGCAAAAUGUGUUUUUUUAUUCAUUUAUGUCACUUUAUUUCUGACUAUAUAGGCAUCAUUAUUUUUCCCCCUAACGAAGCCACUCUUCCCUACUGGCAUGACAUGUAAAUAAGCUUAUAAUACAUCUACAUGCAGUGUACAGCAUUAUUUUAUUUAUCUGUUUUAGCUUCUAAAUAUAUAUCCCUAAGCAUCUGUAAAAAAUAAUAAUAUCCAUCCAUCUUGGUCGUAUUUUACAGCAGCCUGUGGUGUUUUCUAAGAAAAGCUGUGGUUAAUAUUGAGAUAAUGAGACUCUUUUGUUUUUUUUUUGUUUGUUUCUAAUUUAGAAUAUUUAAACCAAAUAUACAAAAAGCCAUUGAGGAUGUUUUGCACAUUUUCUUUGCCCUCUUUCCAAAAUCAUGGAUACUAUGCACUUUAAAAAAUACAACAAAUGUCACCUCUUAAGAGCUGGCAUAUUUAUUUUGUGUUGCCCCGAUUAAAGUCCUGUGGGAUAAAACUG